Biomphalaria glabrata is the source of this 1979-nucleotide messenger RNA. Its product is annotated as eukaryotic translation initiation factor 3 subunit E-like. Bases 28 to 1632 code for a protein of 534 amino acids. Gene Ontology annotation, cellular component: cytoplasm; nucleus; eukaryotic translation initiation factor 3 complex. The transcript is spliced from 15 exons. Gene Ontology annotation, molecular function: metal ion binding; translation initiation factor activity. The record is from RefSeq and is a predicted model, not a curated record. Lineage: Eukaryota; Metazoa; Mollusca; Gastropoda; Planorbidae. Gene Ontology annotation, biological process: translational initiation.
UCUUUUCCUGUUUCUCUUUGUAACAAAAUGGCUGAGUUUGAUCUGACUACCACGCUUGGACAAUAUUUAGACCGACAUCUGGUGUUUCCUUUGUUGGAGUUUUUAACUGUUAAAGGGGCUUGCAAACAGCGACAUGUCGAAACAAGUAAAGAUAUGACUUGUAGUAUUUGUUUUGAGAAGGUAAAAGAGAUCUCUACAAAUAGCUAUUUUGCCAUACAGGAAAAUUGUAACCACUGCUUUUGCUUUAACUGCCUUGGAUUAUGGCAAAAUAACACGGCUAUGGCGAAUAAUGAAGCCUGUCCAGUGUGCAGAACACCCUCUGGGUAUGUAAUAAAUUACGAGUAUUGGGUAACCUGCCCAAAGUCAAAGCGAGCAUUGAUAGCUGAAGUGCAGAGACUUGAGCUUUACGAUGAAAAAGAAAUGCUUAUGGGCAAGCUUGAUCUCCUUAGCAACACCAACAUGGUUGACUUUGCUAUGGAUGUGCACAGAAACUUGUACCCUGAUCAGGCUGUUCCUCAAGUAUUGAAAGAUAAACGUCAGGAAGUUGUGGCACAAUUAAAAAACCUGCAAGCAAAGACAGAUAGCAUUACUGAAAUAUUUGAACAACAAGAAGUUCAAAGACAGAUUCAGGCUUCCAGGGAUGGCAGGCAGCUCUAUGAUUUUUUAUCCAAAGAGUAUGGGUUUAAACAUGACAUGAUUAACACCCUUUAUGAUUAUGCCAAGUUUCAAUAUGAAUGUGGUAACUAUUCUGGGGCUGCAGAGUUUCUUUAUUUCGUCAGGGUUUUGAUACCCCCUAAUGAUCGCAACUUUUUAAAUGCUUGUUGGGGAAAACUGGCUUCAGAGAUCCUUAUGCAGAAUUGGGAUUAUGCAUUAGAGGAUUUGAACAAAGUCAAGGAUCUAAUUGAUGGCAAUUCUUUCAACUCUGACUUGAUGACAUUACAACAGAGAACUUGGGUCAUCCACUGGAGUUUAUUUGUGUAUUUCAAUCACCCAAAAGGAAGAGAUCUCAUUAUAGAUCAGUUCUUGUACACACCUACAUACCUAAAUGCUAUACAGACGACUUGUCCUCAUGUGUUGCGUUACCUUACUACUGCAGUCAUUACCAACAAACAGAGAAGAAGAGCUGUUCUUAAAGACCUUGUCAAAGUCAUUCAGCAGGAGUCUUACACUUACAAAGAUCCUAUUACAGAAUUUGUGCAAUGCUUGUAUGUUGAUUUUGAUUUUGAUGGUGCCCAGAAAAAAUUGCGAGAGUGUGAAACGGUUCUUUAUAAUGACUUCUUUUUGGUGGCUUGCCUGGAAGACUUUAUUGAAAAUGCCCGUCUUCUGAUCUUUGAGACCUUUUGUCGUAUACAUGAAUGUAUCAGUAUCAGCAUGCUGGCUGAGAAGUUAAACAUGAGUCCUGAUGAAGCAGAGAAAUGGAUUGUAAACCUCAUACGAAAUGCCCGUUUGGAUGCAAAAAUUGAUUCAAAAUUAGGUCAUGUUGUUAUGGGUACCCAGGCAGUGUCACCAUAUCAACAAGUGAUAGAGAAGACCAAGAACCUGUCAUUCAGAUCACAAAUGUUAGCCCUCAAUAUAGAAAAGAAACUUGGAAACCGUGGUGGUCAAGAUAAUCAGUGGGCAGGUCAGGAGUAGUCAGUCAAACAGAACUUGAUAUUGUCCUGCUGGAACUACAGAAAUACUAACCUUUAGUAAUUUCCGUUAUUUUGUAAUAUCAAAAUUAAGUAAUCCACUUUUGUUAAUUUGUUUUUUAGAGAAGGAAAUGAACAUAUGUAUUGUUCUCUUGCUACGUUGUAUAUGGAAGUUGUACACAAGUCUUGUAAAUAUAUUUUAUUGUCCCAACACUGCUGUCUGGCAGAUGAGACAUAACGAAAACACUGAUAUACCUGGGUUGGGUCUUAAGUUUCAGAGAAUGGGAUUUGUCUGUUGUUUUAAACAUUCUUUACAGCUUAUAAAAAUAAAUUAUUUUGUUUAUCAUAUAA